AUGGAGCCAUCGCAAGGCGAUACCAAAACGUCGUCCUUUUCACAUUUUACUGUCCCGGUGGAUUCCGCCGGCCGUGCCACCGUUUUCCGGCCAUUCUCUCUACAAUCGCCGCACUCACGCGCCUUUCACCUAGCGUGGCUCUCACUCUUCUCCUGCUUCUUCUCCACCUUCUCCAUCCCUCCUCUCAUCCCCGUCAUCUCCUCCGACCUCGGUCUCUCUGCCUCCACCGUAUCCGCCGCCGGAAUCGCUUCCUUCGCUGGCUCUAUCUUCUCCCGCCUCGCCAUGGGCCCUCUCUGUGACCUCAUCGGACCACGGACAUCUUCGGCGAUCCUCUCUCUCCUCACCGCCCCCGCCAUCCUCUCAGCCGCAUUCGUCAACUCUCCGACUUCCUUCAUCCUCGUCCGUUUCUUCGUCGGCUUCUCGCUAGCUAAUUUCGUAGCUAAUCAGUACUGGAUGUCCUCCAUGUUCUCCAGCAACAUCGUUGGCUUAGCUAACGGCGUCUCUGCCGGUUGGGCUAACGUCGGCUCAGGUAUUUCUCAGCUCCUUAUGCCUCUCCUCUACUCUACCCUCGCCAGAUUCUUCCCAUCCUCCAUCUCCUGGCGCGUGUCCUUCCUCCUCCCUGCCAUUUUCCAGGUGGUAACCGCCGUCCUUGUUCUCCUCUACGGUCAAGACACUCCCGACGGUAACCAAAAAACCUCGAAACAAAAGAAAAUAAAAAAUCUGGAAGAAGAAGAAGAAGAAGAUUCCGAUUUCUUCGAGAUCCUCUUCGACGGACUUGGGAAUUACAGAGCAUGGAUCCUAGCGCUACUGUACGGGUACUCGUUCGGCGUUGAGCUAACGACGGACAACAUGAUCGCCGGGUAUUUCUACGAGCGAUUCGGCGUUGAUCUCGAGGCGGCGGGAACGAUCGCUGCGACUUUCGCGAUUUCGAACGUCGCGUCGCGUCCGGCGGGAGGGAUGAUUUCGGACUUGCUGGGGAAGAAAUUCGGGAUGAGAGGGAGGCUCUGUGGACUCUGGGCUGUGCAAUCGGUGGCUGGAUUGUUGUGCGUGUUACUCGGACGAGUCAACUCGCUCUGGGGCUCAAUCGCCGUCAUGUGUGUCUUCUCUGUUUUCGUUCAAGCUGCCUCUGGUCUCGUAUUUGGCGUCGUUCCCUUCGUCUCCACAAGAUCUCUAGGAGUGGUGGCGGGAAUGACGGGAAGCGGCGGUACUAUAGGUGCGGUGGUGACGCAGCUUCUGUUGUUUUCCGGCGAAAAUGUUCAAAAGCAGAGAAGCAUUUCACUUAUGGGUUUAAUGACUUUCGUCGCUUCUCUUUCUGUUACACUUAUAUAUUUUCCACGAUGGGGUGGAAUAUGUUGUGGUCCUUCGUCAUCUUCAGAAUCCGAUGAUUUUUCCGAGCAGCUCCUUGUAGACGAUGACGAGGAAGACCGAGUGAAUAGUGAUAGUUUACGUGUCGUUGUUUAA
Molecule: messenger RNA, 1461 nt
Organism: Microthlaspi erraticum
Lineage: Eukaryota; Viridiplantae; Streptophyta; Magnoliopsida; Brassicales; Brassicaceae
Source: the annotation of a GenBank genome assembly